This is a messenger RNA of Sphaeramia orbicularis (orbiculate cardinalfish), 930 nucleotides long. Its product is annotated as olfactory receptor 11A1-like. Gene Ontology annotation, cellular component: membrane. Gene Ontology annotation, molecular function: odorant binding; G protein-coupled receptor activity; olfactory receptor activity. The transcript has a single exon. The record is from RefSeq and is a predicted model, not a curated record. Gene Ontology annotation, biological process: G protein-coupled receptor signaling pathway; detection of chemical stimulus involved in sensory perception of smell. Lineage: Eukaryota; Metazoa; Chordata; Actinopteri; Kurtiformes; Apogonidae. The coding region runs from base 1 to 930 and encodes 309 amino acids.
AUGACGAUAAACUCUUCCCAUUUUUCAAAUUUCAUUCUUGCUGCUUACUUCGACUCUGGGCUUUUAAAAUAUCUGUUUUUCUUGAUUGUCAUGUCAUUAUAUGUUCUAAUGCUCAUGUCCAAUGUGUUUCUGAUUAAGGUUAUCUGUGGGAACAGGAGCUUACAUGAACCCAUGUACAUUUUUCUGUGCAGUCUGUUUGUUAAUGAACUCUAUGGUAGUACAGCAGUGUUUCCAUUUCUACUGGUUCACAUCCUCAGAGACGUUCACACUGUUCCUACUUCACUGUGUUUCCUGCAGAUUUUUUGUGGUCAUUCAUAUGCACUUAUGGAGGUUUUAACUUUGACCGUCAUGUCAUAUGACCGAUACCUGGCCAUCUGUCAUCCUCUGCAGUAUCACACACGUAUGACCAGAAACAGGAUCGCCACAUUAAUCGCUGUGCCGUGGUUUUACAGUUUUCUGAUCUGUUUUGUCAUGAUUUCUCUAAGCUCGUCUUUGCAUCUGUGUGGAAACAUCAUUGAUAAAGUGCUCUGUGAUAACUACCCGAUUAUCAAACUGGCCUGUUCUGACACCACUGUACUUAAUAUUUAUGGACUUAUUAUUACUUUCACCAGUGUUUUACUUCCUGUCAUGUUAAUCCUCUACUCGUACAUGAGGAUCCUUAAAGUGUGUUUUUCUGGAUCUAAACAGACCAGACAUAAAGCUGUCAGUACCUGCACACCUCACCUGGCUUCACUGUUAAACUUUACUCUCGGGGCCAGUUUUGAGGUCAUUCAGAGCAGGUUUAAUAUGAGCCGAGUUCCCAAUAUGUUGAGAAUAUUUUUAUCCUUAUAUUUUCUCACAUGUCAGCCGCUGUUUAACCCUUUAAUGUACGGACUGAACAUCUCUAAAAUCAGGACCCUCUGUAAACAGUUGCUCUUCACUAAAAUGUAA